AUGUUCUUGCAGAUGCUCCAGCUGCUCAUUGUGUCCUACAUUGCAAGCCAUGGAGAAGGGAGAGAGAUAGAAACUAGAGGAAGAUCCAAAUAUCACUCUAUAAUUCAUCAAUACCACCUAAGAAAUGAGGACAGCCCUCCAAAUUUAGUGGAACCUAACAGAUCUGUAGGAAAGAAUGAAGAAUCAGGUAUAAGCAGAAAUAAUCCAGAGAAAAACAGAGUUCCUAAAUCAAAACCUCAACUGGAAAACAAAAGUGGAGAAAAAGAUUAUCAGGGUAUGAAUUUGCCCAGGAUGGUGGACUACAGUGGAAGUAGCAGUGAAAGAAAGGUAAAAGAUUCUGAGAAGGAGUAUGCCCAAGCGUCAUGGAACCAUUUCAUCUAUAAGAUGAACUCAGCCUCGGAAGCCGUAAAUUAUCAGGUUAAGCCUCAAGAAAUACCAAAAGCAGUCUGCAAAACCCUGCCAUUCACCCAGAUCAUUGAACAUGAGAACUGUGACAAAGUGACCAUACAGAACAAUCUGUGCUUCGGAAAAUGUAACUCUCUUUAUGUACCGAACCAAAUACAUCGGCUCAACAUAUACUCCCAUUGCCUUCCCUUCAAAUUUACAAUGAACCACCUGAAAAUGAACUGCACAGGAUCCAGUAAUGUGGUUAAAGUUAUAAUGAUGGUGGAGGAGUGCAAGUGUGUGGUCCUCAGCCACAACCACCAUGUAGUGAACAACGUCAAGAACAACUAUGGACAUCACUGAAGACAUGGGCUGGGGGCAGCUUGCUAGAACUGACUGUAUUUGACCAGUAUCUGUCUAAAUGAUUUCCCAACAUGUUGGGAAUCAUUUUGUAAGGCAACUGUUGAGAAAGAAGUUCUCAUUUCCUGCAGUUGGCUGUGGGCAGUGGACACAUAAAGAUACUGGCUGAUAUUCAAGACGCAAAUGGUGAGAAACGUGUCAUUUUUACUGGUGUUUUCUUUUGUUUGUGAAGAGUACUGAGAAGACACUGAAUGUCCCUCAGCUUUGAUAUCUAUGUGCAAUAAGGUGACAUCUUUGGACCCUACCCGAUGGGCGUGUGAAUACUGCCUGCUUUAAGUUAAAGUCGGUGAAGCUUCUUUUUCUUGUUUUCUAUUAAACAGCUGUAGUAUUGUAUAAUAUGGUUGCGUUUUCUGUUUCAAGUUCUCAGCAAAGGUCUCUUUACACAGGACGAGACAGCAGCAGAUUGUCGGGAAGGAAGCGUUCCUUUCCUAAACUGAAACAGUUAUGCCGGUCCAGAGAGAGCUCCGGCAGACUGUUCUCCGCUGAAACAGCCUGCUGGAGACCGGUGAGGUAGAUAUGGACGAGGCCCUAUCUGUUUUCUAUGUUUUAGACCCACUCAUGGUGUUGGCUAAGGGUACUUUCACAUUAGGGGCAGGGGGGUCCGGCAGGCUGUUCCGGCGGGUAAACAGCC
Molecule: messenger RNA, 1435 nt
Organism: Bufo gargarizans (Asiatic toad)
Lineage: Eukaryota; Metazoa; Chordata; Amphibia; Anura; Bufonidae
Gene: CER1
Product: cerberus 1, DAN family BMP antagonist
Exons: 2
Coding region: 1-747 (248 amino acids)
Biological process (GO): signal transduction involved in regulation of gene expression; determination of heart left/right asymmetry
Molecular function (GO): morphogen activity
Source: RefSeq, a predicted model, not a curated record